Messenger RNA from Pan troglodytes (chimpanzee), 2381 nucleotides. It is a transcript of the gene DNAAF3, whose product is annotated as dynein axonemal assembly factor 3. The coding region runs from base 105 to 1580 and encodes 491 amino acids. The record is from RefSeq and is a predicted model, not a curated record. Gene Ontology annotation, biological process: motile cilium assembly; axonemal dynein complex assembly. Lineage: Eukaryota; Metazoa; Chordata; Mammalia; Primates; Hominidae. The transcript has 12 exons.
UGUGGGGGAAGGCUGGCCCUCAGUGCUCCCAUUGGCCAAAAGUUUGUAGAGGGCGGGCCUCGCUCACUCUCAUUGGUCAGUUGCUCGCUGUGGUCCCAUCCCUCAUGCUUCCAUUGCUUGAUUCAUCGAAAAGGGCGGGGACUCUGGGCAGCGGUUGUGGAGUGCCGCGGGUCCACAGUGCUGCACUGAGCAGAGAGGAAGGGGCGUCCCGGGAUAUUUGGAGGAUAAAGGUGUGGGCAAGGGUGAUGACCACACCUGCCGGCUCCGGCAGGGGCUUCGGCUCCGUGUCCUGGUGGGGCCUGUCCCCGGCGCUGGACCUGCAGGCUGAAAGUCCUCCUGUGGACCCAGACUCCCAGGCCGAUACAGUGCACAGCACCCCCGAGCUAGAUGUGCUGCUUCUGGGCUCUGUGGAUGGACGGCACCUGCUGCGGACCCUGUCCCGAGCGAAGCUCUGGCCUCGCAGGAGGUUCAACUUCUUUGUGCUGGAGAAUAAUCUGGAAGCUGUGGCCCGACACAUGCUGAUCUUCAGCCUAGCCCUGGAGGAACCGGAGAAGAUGGGGCUGCAAGAGCGGAGCGAGACCUUCCUGGAAGUGUGGGGGAAUGCGCUGCUGCGCCCGCCAGUGGCCGCCUUCGUGCGUGCCCAGGCCGACCUGCUGGCGCACCUGGUCCCCGAGCCCGACCGCCUGGAGGAACAGCUGCCCUGGCUCAGCCUCCGCGCCCUCAAGUUCCGCGAGCGGGAUGCCCUGGAGGCCGUGUUCCGCUUCUGGACUGGCGGCGAGAAAGGGCCCGAGGCCUUCCCCAUGAGCCGCCUCUGGGACUCGCGGCUGCGCCACUACCUGGGCUCCCGCUACGACGCCCGGCGCGGUGUCAGCGACUGGGACCUGCGCAUGAAGCUGCAUGACCGCGGGGCCCAAGUCAUUCACCCCCAGGAGUUCCGACGCUGGCGGGACACAGGCGUCGCCUUUGAACUCAGGGACUCCAGCGCCUAUCAUGUGCCCAACCGGACCCUGGCGUCCGGUCGCCUCCUGAGCUACCGUGGGGAGCGCGUGGCAGCGCGCGGGUACUGGGGGGACAUCGCCACGGGGCCCUUCGUGGCCUUCGGCAUCGAAGCGGACGACGAGAGCCUCCUGCGGACCAGCAACGGCCAGCCAGUCAAGACGGCCGGGGAGAUCACUCAACACAACGUGACGGAGCUGCUCCGCGAGGUGGCCGCCUGGGGGCGCGCGAGAGCCACCGGGGGGGACCCGGAGGAGCAGCAGCACGCGGAGGGAAGCCCGGAGCCAGGGACUCCAGCAGCCCCCACCCCGGAAUCUUUCACCAUCCACUUCCUGCCGCUCAAUUCUGCUCAGACUCUCCACCACAAGAGCUGCUACAACGGCCGAUUCCAGCUCCUCUAUGUGGCCUGUGGGACCCAGACUCCAGUUUUGCCGCCCCUCCUCCCUCAUUGUCUGGGAUCCCAGAGCCCCAUCCUCCCUCCGGAUUUGGAGCUGAAUCUCAGCCUGUCCUCUGUCCUCUCUGCAGUAUGGUCCAUCUUCUCAUCCCUGAGCUUGGGGCCUGUGUGGCACCCGGAGGGAACUUGAUUGUGGAAUUAGCCCGGUACCUGGUGGACGUGCGGCAGGAGCAGCUGCAGGGAUUCCACACCCGGGUCAGGGAGCUAGCUCAGGCAGCUGGAUUUGCUCCACAGACCGGGGCCAGGCCUUCAGAGACCUUCGCACGUUUCUGCAAGUCCCAGGAAUCAGCUCUAGGCAACACUGUCCCAGCUGUGGAACCCGGAACUCCGCCCCUUGACGUCCUGGCCCAGCCUCUUGAAGCCAGCAGCCCAGCCCUCGAGGGCCUGACCCAGCCUCUGCAGGGCGGGAACCCACACUGUGAGCCCUGCCAGCUGCCCUCUGAGUCUCCAGGUUCACUCUCAGAGGUUCUGGCUCAGCCUCAGGGGGCCUUGGCUCCGCCCAACUGUGAGUCAGACUCCAAAACUGGAGUCUGACCCAACCCCUAGACACCCCUUAUCUCCAACUUCCAAAGUCAGGUUGUAGGAUGAGAACCCGCUGAUACCAUUCUAAGUCCGCUGCUAGAGUCCUCAAUUUUAUUCUAAUCAUUCCCACUCAGUACCCGCCACCCCCACCCCGGGAGUGUUGGUAGACUUUCAAAUUCCAUUUCUGAGAUUCUAUGGUCUAUUCCUAGAAUUCUAGAUUGUUCUCUCAGAAUUCCAAAUUCCACUUCUGAGGCUCUAAGCCCAGCCUAGGAUCUGACACUGAGUCUCAGGCCCUUGACUUUGGCCCCCUUGUUCCCAGGCACCCUGUGGCUGACUGGGGGCUGGGGUGUCUCCUCACCAGGGCCUGGUCAGCACCCAGAUGGUUCAAGUAAAGCAAGUUGUGUCCACC